Microthlaspi erraticum is the source of this 597-nucleotide messenger RNA. Lineage: Eukaryota; Viridiplantae; Streptophyta; Magnoliopsida; Brassicales; Brassicaceae. The record is from the annotation of a GenBank genome assembly.
AUGAAGAAGGUCAAUUUUGUGUCUGCUGAAGAGAUGGAACCUGUUCAAGAAGGGGAGGAUACACAAUAUGCUGAAGUUUGUUACAUGAGCAAUGGGCAAGGAGGUUACAACAAAGGAUAUUACAACUACAAAGCCAACCCAGCCAUGUCUUACAGAAACACUAAUUUGCCAACCCUCAAGAUCAGGUUUACCCUCAACAACAGCAAGCUCGAUCGAGUCAAGCUCCUCCACAAGGGUAUGGCAGAAAAACAACUACCAAGGCCCUCAAGGCCUUUUCCUGGACAGCAAAUGCACAUACCACCUGGAUUUCCCCACCAACCACCCCAGCCUGCGCCUAACCAAGAGCAUGAGCUCAAGGCUAUGUUGAAACAAUUGCUCCAAGGUCAAGCUGAGGAGCAUGGAAGGACUUGGUGCAUGGACGCAGCUCAACUGGAUACGCAAAGGAAGAAGGAGGAAGCCAUCUUGAAGACCAGCUCGACCAUCUACUCGACCAACCGGUCGAGUUCCUCAACUCGACCGGCCAAGCUUCAACUCGAUCGAGCUGAGAAGUCAAAGUCAAACCCGAAAAAUGUUGCUUCCCCCUUGACUUUCCUUUGA